AUGUCUGGCACACUCACGAGGACUGACACAACAAGACCUCCCUCACCCAUCGAUAUCUGUCCUACUCGCAAUGGCGACCCUUUAGCCAUUAAUGUGACUAUUAGGCAAGACCCUCUGUCUGUGACAUUGGAUGGGCCCGCUAUCUUCUUCAUUGCUAUCUUGCUGAUUCUCAGCACUCAAUUGCUGCGGCCUUCGACCGUAGCAUUUCUCAUCAGUGUAUUUACAGUCGUUGUGUUCGCCCACAAUGAUUACCAGAACUAUUUAAAGCUCGGCCCCGGAGGUACGCCAGCGACAUUUGCCGGCUACAUUCGAAUCAACUGGUUUAAACUUUGGGCCUGUCGGGAUCCUUUCACCCCUCUUCCAGCAGAUCCAGAUGUGCAGCCAGCCGCUGGAAUCCUCCGCGAGAAACCGCUUCCUUACCGUUGCGGGCUGCGACCUAAAGUCGUCGGGAUCGCGCCGCAACGGCAGGUCGACCAGUUUGGUUCUCGGGACUGCUACCUUAUUCUACGGCGUAUCUUGGAAUCUCAUAGUUGUAACAAUCCGGAGGAAGUGGGCAUCGGCACAUCUUGCUUUGAAAAGCACGGCUUGGCCCUAUUCUCUCGAUAUCCUUUCAACAAGACCUGCCAGGGUGAGAUCUGCCACGUGCAUAACUCGGAUUACUCGAUGCAUCUAAACCUGCACCCGGAAGAUGUGAAGGAGGUUAUCGAGAAAGGCUGGGGUCAACGACAUCCCUUGACGAGCCAGUGUUUUCUGAAGAUGCCUGUUCCUAAACAAUUCACCAUGGUAUACGCUCCACGAUCGAUGGAUGAGCUGAAAGUUGUGUGUCAGAUCAUUGAAGCUGCAGGCUGGUGGGUUAGUGCAAAGGAAAUGAAGCUGAACGCGGUGGGAGAGAAAUGA
Daldinia childiae is the source of this 897-nucleotide messenger RNA. RefSeq lists its product as uncharacterized. The coding region runs from base 1 to 897 and encodes 298 amino acids. The transcript has a single exon. NCBI's taxonomy places the organism in Eukaryota, Fungi, Ascomycota, Sordariomycetes, Xylariales, Hypoxylaceae. The record is from RefSeq and is a predicted model, not a curated record.